Exophiala bonariae is the source of this 1779-nucleotide messenger RNA. RefSeq lists its product as uncharacterized. Gene Ontology annotation, cellular component: membrane. The record is from RefSeq and is a predicted model, not a curated record. The coding region runs from base 1 to 1779 and encodes 592 amino acids. Gene Ontology annotation, biological process: phosphate ion transmembrane transport. The transcript is spliced from 9 exons. NCBI's taxonomy places the organism in Eukaryota, Fungi, Ascomycota, Eurotiomycetes, Chaetothyriales, Herpotrichiellaceae.
AUGGCGGCUCUUCCACAAUAUGACUACAUUUUCGCCUUUGGUAUGCUUUUUUCUUUUCUCGAUGCCUGGAAUAUCGGAGCCAACGAUGUCGCGAACUCAUUUGCGACGUCCGUAUCUUCUCGAUCCUUGACCAUGAUACAGGCGAUGUGUAUUGCGGCAGUCUGCGAGUUCGGAGGCGCUGUGCUCGCCGGUGCCCGUGUUUCUGGAACGAUUAAGAAUGGAAUCAUCAAGGUCGACGAUUUCGAACAAAACCCUUCGGUUCUGAUGUUGGGCAUGUUAUGUGCUUUGGUUGGCAGCUCAUUAUGGUUGACUCUCGCGACAAAGAUUGGGCUUCCCGUUUCCACGACACAUUCGAUCGUGGGUGGGAUCAUCGGAACAGGCUUCGCUACUCUCGGUGGCGGGGGUAUCAACUGGACCUGGAAGGGAGUUUCUCAGGUCUUUGCAGCUUGGGGUAUCGCUCCAGCAAUCUCGGGAGCGUUUGCGGCGAUCAUUUUCCUGAUCACCAAAUAUGCCGUUCUGGAGCGAAAGCGUCCCCUCCACAAUGGGUUGUGGAUGAUUCCCGUCUACUUUGCAGUGACUGCUGGCGUUUUGACCAUGUCCAUCGUGUGGAAAGGAGCCGCUUCUCUUGACUUGGACGACUGGGGUGUUGGACCUACUGUCGGAACAAUCUUUGGCGCCUCCGCCGGUGUUGUAGUUCUGUAUGCCAUCUUCCUGCUUCCAUUCCUCUACCGCCGCCUGGUUAUGGAGGAUUGGACUUUGAAAUCAUGGGAGAUCGUCAAAGGGCCUUUGCUCUGGCGCCGUGGCCCUGUUCCACCAAUUCCCGAAGGUCAUGCUGGCAGCGUGAUCCAGGACUACUACCGUGGCCAUAAUUACGGCACCCCCGAAGCCGUCGUACCCACUGGUGACGCCCCAUCUGCAGCUGUGGGUAAUGUCGAGCUGAACCGGGAAGUGAAGCACGAAAUCCCUUCCACCGAUUCUGGUGCCUCCGCAAGCUCCGUCGAAGAGAGACACGAGAGCAAGGCCAACCUCACCAUGGAAGAAAAGGCCAAGCUGAAGUCUCAAGAGUAUCCAUGGAAGACGAAGAAGGGAUUCCUGGCUCGCGCCCACUACUACUUCUUCCGUGGUGUUAACCGAGAUAUUGUCGAGGAACAAUCGGCCACCGUCAAGCCCAAGGGAUUUGCAGCAAGCUUCCUGGCAAAGGAUCUUUCAAAGGUUCACGUUCAUGUGCCUCAUUACGACAACAAGACGGAGCAUUUGUACUCCUUCCUUCAAGUCUUGACUGCCGCAGUGGCUAGUUUUGGACACGGUGCAAACGACGUCUCCAAUGCAGUUGGUCCGCUCUCCGCCAUCUUUGGUAUUUGGCAGAACAAUGAGGUCAGCUCCAGAAGUGAAGUGCCUAUUUGGAUUCUAGCCUAUGGAGGUGCUGCGAUAUCAAUUGGUCUUUUCACCUAUGGAUACAACAUGAUGCGACAAUUAGGCAACCGACUGACCCUCCAUUCGCCUUCUCGAGGCUUCUCCAUGGAACUCGGUGCUGCAUUGACUGUUGUCAUCGCUACACGUCUUGCCUUGCCAAUCUCGACAACACAGUGUAUCACCGGGGCAACUGUCGGUGUUGGUCUUUGCAGUGGCACACUCAAGGCAAUCAACUGGCGCAUGAUCGGAUGGAUUUAUUUCGGAUGGAUCCUCACACUGCCAAUUGCUGGACUUGUGUCGUAUAGUCUCAUGGCUAUCAUUGUCAAUGCUCCGCGUUGGGAGAUCAUUCCUAUCGCCGCAAAUUAA